CUGUUCGGUUUUGUCUAUGCCUGCUACGUCAGCAAAGUUUUCAUGGAUGAAGAAGACAGCUUUGAUUUCAUUGGCUCCUAUGAUUCCUAUGGAUAUCAGGCUCCCAUGAAGACCUCACACCUUCAGCUACAGCCACUGUACAAGCCUGGCUAAACCUCUCCAUGAUUCUUCCUUCAUUAUACAUCCUCCAUAGUCAAAUCCCUCCAUAUAUGUCUUCUCUGUCUCAGUUUAGUUUCCUACUAUUAACCCAGAUCAGUGGUCAGAAUGCCUUAAUGCACCAAAACACAGUGGCGCUGUUCAAAGAUAUCUGAACUGGUUGCACACAACAACUAAAUAUUAACAUGACAUCCGUUUUCAUGGACUGGCCAAUUAUCUCAAUAACACCUCUGUGCCAAGAGUACCACAACUGCCUGGAUUCGAAGCACUGAUCAAUGGAGCAUAGUUUAGUUAAAAUGGUUGUCUCUGAACAUGAACACAAACCUCUAAAUUCCAGUAUUGCAGGUUAUAAGAAGAACCACUUGGUAAUGACCACUCUGAUUCGAUUAUUAUGGAGGGGGAAUUUUGAAUUUUUGUUUGUCGUUCUCAGGAUUCAUUUUAUUGUUAAAAGGAUUACUCUACCUAUGAGGGUCAUUAGGGGAUAAUUGCAUGCUUAAAAAGUCCAGCUAUCAUUUUCCAGCUAGCUUCAAAUACAUGUGGGCUCCCUUAUUAAAGCAUUUGAGCAAUAUGCAAAUGGCAGUAACUCCUUUCAACUUUUUAUAUUUAAUCAUUUACUAUAGUAAAGAGAAUGCUCUGCUUUAAUAAAUAAGCCCAGGUAUAAGAAAUAUUUGCUGAUGUGAGAAUUCUGUAAACAAAAAGAAUUAAGUAAAAAAAAAAAAAGUGAAAGGUAUUACCGAUAGCUAAUAACCAGGUGUUAGCUUUUAACCUGCACUAGAAAAAAAAACAUCUUAAUUAUUAUAAGCCACACUUCCAAUGUCAAUAGAAUUCUCUUUUAGUAAUACCCUUAAUAGUUUCUACAUCAUAGAAAAUACGCACUGCAGUCUUGAAAGUGAUUCUGGGUGUUCACAUAUCAUGGAAUACUACAACACUAAAGUCACAUCUGGACGGCACAAAACUGGAGCACUGAAGAUGGCUAUGCCUUCGGGGAGGAAAUUUUGUUCAGCACUGGGCAGCUUUUAUUGGAAUUAUUUUAUGUACUUCCUCUUUUGUUUUUAAAUCACAAUGUGCAAACCUACUAAUGUAUAAUUUGGAUCACAGGUUGAAUAUGUAGCCUUAAUGGUUCUUGUAUAUUUGCAGGUGACAACAUGAAGUCACUCUUGAAACAAUGUCAAAGGAUAUUUCAGGAAACAAUUUCAGUAUUAAAUACAAGCAGACAGCAAUAGCACAUGUUUACACAUUCAGAAUGUUCAUUUCUAUCCAUGUAUUGUUAUUUUGAUAGACAUUAAAUUGUAUGAAGGGGAGAUUAGCAUGGAGUGCUCUGUAGCCAUUAUGUAAUAGUAUGUUACAAGGGAUAGAAAACAAGAACAUCUAGGAACCAGUCAGUACCUAAUUCUAAUUUAUGAGGAUACCAGGCACCAUAUGUCCUGUGCUGUAAGAGGGCACUUUAGUCCAAUGUAGUGGAAAGCCUGAGCUUUUAGCAAGGGAGGUGGAAUAAGCAGAGAUAACAGAGCACAGUAUGGGGUUGUCGAACUGUUCUGGUGGCACAUGAGCAGGUCUGUUUGCACUGGAAGAGAUGUGUCUAAAGCUGUUAUUGCCAGCAAAAGCACAUCUGUUGCAUAUGGGAUAAUGAGUGGUGUUUAAUUUAUAGGAGGAAAGCAGUGUGGACUGCUGGACUACACAGUACCAAGAAACAGUUUCAUGCAGACACGGUGUAGCUGUGAUGAGCACAUAAUGGGGCCCAUUUAGUUUUUUCUGUGCCCUGCGAAGUGUGUGUUGGCCACUCAGAGGCGGCUCUCUAAUUAGGCAAAUUAGGCGGUCGCCUACGGCCUUGUAUUCACAGGAGCCUCACGGCUGCUUAAUUUGCCUUUAAUCAAACACUGAUUAUGGCGCUGGCGGCUCACCCUACCCCUGCUGGGAUCCCGCGUGGCCUCGUCAUGCAGCAUCCGGUCUGGUGGCAGCAGGUGCGGGACAGCAAGGGCCUGAAUUUUUGUGGGGCCUCAUGUCUAAGUUUUGCCUAAGGCCUCAUAAAGCCUAGAGCCGCCUCUUUGGCCACUGAAGGGUACAAAACACUGAGAAUACCCAAUAUCUGUAAUAGAGAAAAGUAAUAACACUCUUGCAUGCAACUGGGGAUGUACAGUAAGUAACUGUGAUGCAUGUGCAGGACAGGCUGGCAGUGUCAGUGUAGAAAAAUUGGGCCUCGAGUUGGAAAAGUGCUCUAGGAGAAGUGUUCUUGUUGCUUACAGCAGCCAAGCAGAUUCCAACUAUUUGUUCGUUUGUAGAAUCUGGUGCAAUAGGCAACAUGUACAAAUGUUUUAUUCCUCAAAGUGAAACUGUGCUUUACCUAUGGAGGUUGACAUCAAAGGAGAAAUUUGGAGUUACUAAAAAAACAAACAUAUGUACUCACUUAAGCAUAGGUGUGAUGCUGCAGCUGUCCCCCGCUGGCUCUAAGCCCAGGAACUGAGCAAUCCCACGAUUGCUGAUUGCUCAGUUCUUGGUCAGCUCUGAGUGGAGAGCAGUAACUGUCAGUCACCACUUUCUGCUCUGCCCCGCCAGUGCUCACUGGAGUGCUGGGCUGUAGAGGGGGGUGGGUGCAGCUGGCUUCGGCUCUCAGCUGCACUAUGAGAGUCAGAGCCAGCUGUCAAAUCAGGCAGCUGGGUUUAUCCCAACAAUAUGGAUGGGAUCCCUCCAGAGCCUGGAGUAGAUCUGUCACGAUCUAAAGCCUACUGUCAGCAGAUUCUGGGUCACAGGAAAGCACAAGUAAGUGCACUCCUGUAACCCAUAAUAUAAGAAUGGCCAAAAAAUCUUUUGCCAUACUUCUCUUUUAAGGCCAGUCCUAACAGCAGCUUAUACACCUCUUCUUAUAGCUCCACUGGCUGCUCAGGGAGCAAAAAGAAACGCUUAGUUCUUCUGGGUUUGGGGAGCAUAUGACGCACUCCCCUUCCUCCCAUGUGACAGUGCUGCUGCUUGGUGACUGGCCACCCACUGUCACAUGUAGGUUUGGAUAAUGUCAUUAGCCUUGUGUAAGCUCUAAGUGAUGAUGUGGAGCUUACAUAGGGCUAUUCCAGUCACAGUGGCAGGAGGGGGAGACAAGUGCAAACUACUGGGAGAGCUGGAUUUAGGGCCCAUUUGUGGUAUGGCAAUAUGCUCAUUAUUAUACAUAAUUUGCGUUACUGUGUGGUACUGUCGUUCAUUUUGAAUACCACUCCAACGCAAUUCAAUGCACUUGUGCUGUAGCAUGCUGCAAUGUACAGCACUGCAUUGUGCUAUUAAAAACAAUGAUUUUUACCACAUAAGGGUGCAUUGGCAGCCCAUUCAUUUUUUUUUCAGCCCAUUCAUUAUUAAUGAGCUGCCUUACCAUAAUAUUCAUUAAUGCACAUCACAACUCCAUAGUUGCCCUACAUAGGCAAAACACAGGUUCAGAUUUAAGGUGGAGUAGGACUAAUUAAAAAAAAAAAAAACUGCAGAAAGAAAAGUGAUGGCUUUUCCACAGCAAGCAAAGAGUUUACAAACUAUUCUUUCUAAUACCGGUUGUAAGUACACAUCUAACUGGUUGCCAGCCGUAACACACAAGCUUUUCUUUCUUCAGUUUUUUAUGAAUCGGCACCACAAAAAACAUCCAUACACAAGCACAAUAAGGUUAUUGUGUUAUGCCAAUGUCUGCACUGUGCCUCUGUAUGUAUGCUGUAAUGUAAAUGUGUGAAAGGGAUGUUUGCGUUAUUUUAGCAUUCGUAUUUGUAAUUGUGACGUAUAGCCAUACCUGCACUUGUUUUUUCUCUCAUGGGCCCAGACGGAGACAGUAUGCAGCAAUAUCAUUGCCCUUACAUUUACAUACAUCUCAUCCUGCAAAGUCACAGUAAUGCUACCUUAUAAACGAAUUGCAGGUCCUUCUGAUUCCCAUGAAGGGAGAAAAACACACCCUGAUCUAGUUUAAGUAUGUAAGGAAUUUCUUUUAUAAUGUACCUCAAAUAAUGUCCAUUUUUGUAUAUUUGAAUUAAAGUGUUUUGAUUCUU
Rana temporaria (common frog) is the source of this 4166-nucleotide messenger RNA. Its product is annotated as sodium/potassium-transporting ATPase subunit beta-1-interacting protein 1. Gene Ontology annotation, biological process: regulation of sodium ion transport. NCBI's taxonomy places the organism in Eukaryota, Metazoa, Chordata, Amphibia, Anura, Ranidae. The record is from RefSeq and is a predicted model, not a curated record.